AUGGCGGAACACGGGGGCGAGGCGCUGGUGCGGUCGCGGUCGCUGUUUUUGUGGGACGACGGGAGCCCGAUGCGGUUCUACGUGCGGCCCGGGCAGGCCAAGCUGCGCUUGGCGCCCCUGGUGCUGGCGGGCGGUGGGCGGCUGUGCCGUGUGCAGGAGCCAGGAGCCGUGCUCCUGGCGCAGCCCGGCGAGGCAGCGCCCGGCGGGGCUGUCUCUACCGAGUACGUGACGGAGUGCGUGGAGCGCAACCAGCGGCUACCACUGGAGCCCUUCCGGCUGCCCGCCGCGCCGCCCGCGCCGCCCGCCACGUCGCCGCGCGGUCGCCUCGCCUUCACGGAGGCGGAGGACGCAGCGCUGCUGCGGGCGGUGCGCGGGCGGUGCGAGGCGCGGGUGAGCGGCCGGGCGCUCUGGAAGGAGCUGGAGCGAGGCGGUCUGACGCGGCAUAGCUGGCAGGCUAUGCGCGACCGCUACCUGCGGUACCUGCGGCCGUUGCACGGGGAGCCCCAACAGAUGGAGGAGCCCGCACAAAGCACGGGUCUUUUCGAGGCAGCUAAUCGGGAGUUCGAAAGCACGGAGUCAGGAAGUGACACUUCGGACAUUUCAGAAGAACUUUCUGCACAAGAUGGAGAGGGAAAGUCCGCAGGACAAACAGCAUCUGUUUUGAAAACUAGACCGGAGGACUCUGUUCUCCCUGACACUCAAUUACAAAGGGAAGAAAGACCAACAAGCACUUCUUCUUCCAAUGUGGUGGGAGAAGUAGUAAAAACUAUGCAGCACUUCAUGGAGAAGUUUGGCAUGGACCUGUUCACUGUUACACAGGCCUUUCUGAAAAACACUGGUGAAGUGGAGACUACUUUAUACUUUCUGCAGACAGGGCAGCGCUUGGAUGGGUACCCUGUAUGGAGCAGAGAGGAUGAUUUGGCAUUGCAAAAAGAUGAUGAACGUGUCAGAAAUAAAUUGAUAGCAAAAUUUGGAGCUGAAAAUGUAGCAAAGCGGGUAGCAUUUAGGAAAAGUUAGAUAGCAAAGCAGAGGGGAAUGACUGAUCUAAGACUGUGGCAGGAACUUAAAAAAAAACGAAGUCAUUUCAGAGAUGCAAAUGUGAUGGAAAAUUUGAUGCAACUUUCUGAAGUUUCAGAAAUGCUUUAAAAUUUUUUUUAAUAAAAGACCUAUUUUGUAUUUGAUUUUUAUUUGUAAUACUGAGUACACUAAACAUUUAAAAAUAGAAAAUACUAGAAAAAGAAGAGAAAGGUUCUAUCAGUAUCAGGUUUUCACUGAAAAUUUGCUUUAAAGUGUGUACCUACUAUAUAAACCAGCUGACAGUCCUACCUGUACAUUGCUGCAUGCAAAGGAUUUUGAAUAGGGUUGGCACCAAAAUCUGACAAUCGCAGUAAGUGCUCUAACCUGUAAUGCAUUAUUAGUGCACAGUAGCAGCCUGCCCUCCCUCUGUCGUGUGUCUUACCUCAGACUGUUUUGUAUGAUCAUUUAAUAACCUGCUCUGCCAGUUGUUGCCAUUACCCUUUCUUUGUUGUUAAUGAACAUUUGUUAGCAGCAGACAUUUGGAGACAGCAGUGAAAAUCUAACUGUUCAAAAAGAGGGAUCAAGAACAUUUGUGCCAAAAGAUGAGGCACUUGGUAUCAUAAAUGAAUGCUGAGAUGUCUCAGAGUGCCCGUGUGUACUGGGAAUGGCCAAAAAAAGGUCACUAUGAUCUAAUAUUCAACCCCAUGUUACAGAAAUCUGUCAGUUAAAACCUCAGGCCAGUAGACAGUCAUCUCAAUUUUUAUUACCACUUCCAGCAUGUGUUUCCCAGUGCUAAUACUGCAGGAUUUAUUUAAUAUUAACUUUACCAUCUUGCUUCAUGAUUUCAAAAACAAUGAAUAGCUCUGCUCCAGCUUGCAUCUCUACAGAUUGAAGAGCCCCAGCUUCUUUAAUCCAGGGAAAGUAACACUUGUACCAGACCAUAUAGUCUAGUUGGGGCCACGUGCAAUAGUUCAAGUAGGAGAUACAAGUUAAGAAAGAGUACUCGGUGUAUUUAUGUAAGUAUCACUUAAGUCAUGUUUGAGAGAACACCAUUGCUAGUAUGCAGUCACAAUCCAAAAAACUCAGCACUUUCAGCCUGAAAUUAUGCUCUGGUCAUUAUUUUAAUAUUAUUUGAAGUCAGUCCUGUAAAUCUGGAAUUCCUUUGGUGAAAUAAAUGAGCUUGUAAAAGCAAA
Grus americana (Whooping crane) is the source of this 2210-nucleotide messenger RNA. RefSeq names its product TERF2 interacting protein (gene TERF2IP). The transcript is spliced from 3 exons. The record is from RefSeq and is a predicted model, not a curated record. Gene Ontology annotation, molecular function: telomeric repeat DNA binding. NCBI's taxonomy places the organism in Eukaryota, Metazoa, Chordata, Aves, Gruiformes, Gruidae. Gene Ontology annotation, biological process: regulation of DNA-templated transcription; telomere maintenance via telomere lengthening. Gene Ontology annotation, cellular component: shelterin complex. Bases 1 to 1017 code for a protein of 338 amino acids.